UAAUGAACACAGCUUCUAACUAUUAAUGGCUUCAAAAAUUUUAAAAUUUACAUUCUACUCAUAAGAAAACAUUUCAAUACUCACAUUCCCCUACACCUACAGAAAUCAACUAAUUGCUCCAUAAUUCAUCACCAGUUCCCUACCUUCAACUAAAACAAUAUGAUGUGGGAUAGAUGACUGAUCGUAUUGUUAGAGAAAUGGAUAAACAUACCUCAUUCACUUAAAAUGAAAUUUAAACUUAAUAAUACUCUAAUCCUAACUAAAUAUCAUCAUUAAUUCAUAUUGAUAAAAAGCUUAAAUAGCUUAAAUAUGCCAAAGAUCAUGAUCACAAUAUUUUUACAACAAUUUUAACAAAAAUGAAACUCUUUUGUCUUGAUAAUUCAACAACUUGCUUUGAUUUUUAUAGAUGUACUGAUCUUAUUCUACUUAAAUAUAUGAUUUAUCUAUUGAUUUUAGAAUUAAAUUAAGAUACAUCAAAUAAUAAGCAACAAUCAAUACCAGAUUAAAAGUAACAAUUUCAAAAUAUGGUUAAGGAUAUAGUAAUAAUCAUCUAUGAAAUCAUAGAAUAAAUCAAAUCUAAAUAACACAUAAGUUCUUAAAUAGACAUACUGAAUAAUUAAUUGACAAAAAUUUAAAAUUCUUUUUAACCUUAACUUAAUAGUUCUAUAAAAACAAUAAAAAAAUCAUCACAUCAUCGUGGAUUUGGUAGUUGUAAUUUAGAAAAUAAUAAAACAACUAUUCAUAAAAAUAUACUUGCUACUGAAAUUAAAACUAACUCUAAUCAUUAUUUAAAUGAUGGAUAAUAAAAGAUAAUCAAAUAUCAAAUAGAUGAAUUAGAAUAGAAAUCUAAGUUAAUUACCUCAUUAAAUGACUAAAUUUUGUAAUUAUAAAAUAAUAAUAAAUAAUCAAUUCAUUCAAUUACAGAAUUAAAUACAUAAACUGAAUCUAUCAAAUCUUAAUUACAAUCUAAAACUGAUGAAGUAUGUUAAUUAAUAUUUAAUUUUAGUUUGAACAAUUAAAAAAAUCAUAUGAGUUUUUAAAAUCAAGUAAUAAAAUUUGUUAAGAAGAAAAAGAAUAAUAUUUUAAUCUUUCUCAUAAUUUUGAAUAGGAAAAUUAAAAACUUAAAUAAAAUCUUGAGAAAUAUCAAGUAUUAUAUAAUAUAAUUUCUAGACUGCUCAUGAUUAAAUAAAGACUUAAUUUGAUUAAUAUUAAAAUGAAACUUAUUCUUCCUAUCAAAUACAAUUUAAUUAAAUACAAUAAAUCAAAGAUAAUGAGAUAAAAUAAUUAAAAAUUGAAUUGAAUGGAAAAUCUUCUAUUAUUGUAUAAAUAUUUAUAUUACAUUAUAGAAUUAAUUAUUAGAAGAUGCCCUAUUUUUUGGUAAGUAAUACAAAUAAAUUGUUGAAAGAAUAGUCACAAUAAAAUAAGAGGAGUUUGGAAAGGACAUGUAACAAUUAUAAAAGGAAAUAUUAUUUUAAUAAAACACAGUGAAUGCUAAAUUAAAUGCAAUAUCAAGUUAUUCAGAAAAUAUAAUGUAUGAUUCAGGUCAAGAAUUUCUAUUAUAGAGUUAAUUAUCUAAUAAGAUGGUAAAUAAAACCUCAACUAUUAAAAGUGGAUUUCAUUAAUAAAAUAAGGCUUCUGAGUACCUUAAUUCUUAUAACAAUUAAUUUGAAUUGAUGCAUAUGCUUUUAGCUUAAAGUCAAGUACUUGAGGAAUUUUUAUGA
Paramecium pentaurelia is the source of this 1721-nucleotide messenger RNA. NCBI's taxonomy places the organism in Eukaryota, Ciliophora, Oligohymenophorea, Peniculida, Parameciidae. The record is from the annotation of a GenBank genome assembly.